Molecule: messenger RNA, 1789 nt
Organism: Eleginops maclovinus (Patagonian blennie)
Lineage: Eukaryota; Metazoa; Chordata; Actinopteri; Perciformes; Eleginopidae
Exons: 8
Coding region: 243-851 (202 amino acids)
Source: RefSeq, a predicted model, not a curated record
CCUGCCACCCUGUGAUAGUAGUGAUCUGGUACCUAUCUGGUAUCGCAUAACUUCAGCACCUAGUUCGCUUGCUAAAUAUCUAUUUACUCCAAUGUUGUGGAGGACCUGAAGGCUGGUGGGAAAUUAUACGACAUGAUUAUUGACCACUUCACCACUAUGUAAGGGGGGAGAAUGGCUUUCCUUUACAACUAGGUUAUCACGCGCGCUGUUUCUCUGCAUAAAAAGCCAAAACAAGUGAAGCAAUGGAGGGAACUGAGUCAACAACAAGAGAGAGAACCACAGCAAAGGACGGGAAUAAGGCGGAAGACCAAGAUGUGUUGAUGUCCAGUAAACCAAUGCAUCGCUUCGUCCAAAGAGGGCCCAGAAGUCUUGGGAUUGCCAUUCUGAUUUUUGGCUGUGCCGAGGUCAUGAUGGGAUUUACGCUCUCCGGAGAGAGAAAACAAUUUUCUUCUUUUGGUAUCUACACUUCCUUCUGGCAGGGAACUCUGUUUCUUGUCUGUGGAAACCUGUCAAUCUACACUGACUUACGUCCAUCUAAGAAGAUGGUGACUGUGUGUUUGGCUAUGUAUGUGGUUUCCCUGCUUGGAAUCGUUGUCUCUGUUGGCUACAGGAUAAACCAGUGCUCCUUUUUAACGUACCUUACACACUCACACUAUAAUGAUAACUUAUCCACGAGGAACCGACUGAACCAGGUUUUUUUUAUUGAAGGGUUUUUGUGCACUUGCUCUCUGUUUGUGGCGGGACUUCUCAUCUUCUUGAGUGUCAUCGCACGUUUGGCUCUAAAAUCCACACGCACUCAGAUCAUUGUCAGGCACAUCAUCUCUCCACCGACCGACACGACUGCAACUUAAUCUCAGCCUUGUAAAGUAUUAUCCUACAAUAACUAACACUGGUUUUCCUGCGGUUUACUAACCCUGUGAGAGAUAUGCUGUACAGCAUAUAUCACAUGUGAAUGUGACACCCACUAGAGGCAGUCAUCUUCAAGCCCCAGCCACAGCUUCUUCUCUUAGUACUGUACAUGUUACUGCAGUAGGAAAAGCAUUAUAACCACAUUUAUUUGCUUUUGGUAAAGCUUGUUUUGGAAUCAAAAAGAUUCCUGUCUUGUGAUGUGAGAAAAGUAUUUGACAUGCACUUAUUUAGGGAUUAAAGUAACCACUAUUAUCUUAAGGAAAGCUUAUGUUUUUACUGUAUGGGUCAUACAGUAGUAAACACUAAGCUAAGGCUUUGAAUUAAAGCCUCAAGGCAAACAGGUCUGAUACUGGUACAAGGAUGAUGGUAUAACACCUAAUAUUAAUAUAUAUUCUUCAAACCAUUAUGUUGGGUAAUAUUAGUUAACACUGUUAUAUCCUUUUACAUAAAUAUAAAGAACUAUAUCAAAAUACAUCAACAUAUGUGAUUAUUCUCUACAUUACCUGCAUUGUUUUUAUUGUGCAGAAUAUGAGCAUCGUUUUUGAACUGUUUUGAUAAUCAAUGUGAACCUCUUUAUAUACUUAGCUGCAGUUAUUCCUGCUUUGUGAUUUAGUGACAGCACAGCACAUCCACCUGGGAUUGAACCUUUAGAGGAAUUAUAGUAUGUUUUAAUACAUUUGGCUUUUUAUAUCCUUGGAGACAACAUUUAUUUUAAGUCAUAAACGUAUGACUUAAUAGCUCACCAUUUUCAUCUACAUGACUUGUUGCCACUUUUUGCCUUUGAAUGUGUGAAAAAUAAAGACUUUUGAUUGAGUUUUAGCUUAUGUUGUGCACUAAAUGUAAUGAAUAUUGUCUUUGCUAAAUAAACAAUAAAAAGAAA